CCAGGGGCAAGUUCAUCCUACUCUUGAGUCUAAUGAUGAUGCUCUUCAAUAUGUUGAAGAAUUAAUUUUACAAUUAUUAAAUAUGCUAUGCCAAGCUCAGCCCCGAAGUGCUUCAGAUGUAGAGGAACGUGUUCAAAAGAGUUUCCCUCAUCCAAUUGACAAGUGGGCCAUCGCUGAUGCCCAGUCAGCCAUUGAGAAGAGGAAGCGGAGGAACCCCCUGUCUCUCCCAGUAGAAAAAAUCCAUCCUUUGUUAAAGGAGGUUCUAGGUUAUAAAAUUGACCACCAGGUCUCUGUUUACAUAGUAGCAGUAUUAGAGUACAUUUCUGCAGACAUUUUAAAGCUGGUGGGAAAUUAUGUAAGAAAUAUACGGCAUUAUGAAAUUACAAAACAAGAUAUUAAAGUGGCAAUGUGUGCUGACAAGGUGUUGAUGGAUAUGUUUCAUCAAGAUGUAGAAGACAUAAAUAUACUUUCUUUAACUGAUGAAGAGCCUUCCACCUCAGGAGAACAAACUUAUUAUGACUUGGUGAAAGCAUUCAUGGCAGAAAUUCGACAAUAUAUAAGGGAACUAAAUUUAAUUAUAAAGGUUUUUAGAGAGCCCUUUGUCUCCAAUUCAAAAUUGUUUUCAGCUAAUGAUGUGGAAAAUAUAUUUAGUCGUAUAGUAGAUAUACAUGAACUUAGUAUAAAGUUACUGGGCCACAUAGAAGAUACUGUAGAAAUGACAGAUGAAGGCAGUCCCCAUCCACUGGUAGGAAGCUGCUUUGAAGACUUAGCAGAGGAACUGGCAUUUGAUCCAUAUGAAUCGUAUGCUCGAGAUAUUUUACGACCGGGUUUUCAUGAUCGUUUCCUUAGUCAGUUAUCAAAGCCUGGGGCUGCGCUUUAUUUGCAGUCAAUAGGCGAAGGUUUCAAAGAAGCUGUCCAAUAUGUUUUACCCAGACUACUUCUAGCCCCUGUUUACCACUGUCUGCAUUACUUUGAACUUUUGAAGGUA
Messenger RNA from Carlito syrichta (Philippine tarsier), 988 nucleotides. RefSeq names its product son of sevenless homolog 1-like. Gene Ontology annotation, molecular function: structural constituent of chromatin; protein heterodimerization activity; DNA binding. The annotation marks the transcript as partial. Gene Ontology annotation, cellular component: nucleosome. The record is from RefSeq and is a predicted model, not a curated record. The transcript is spliced from 7 exons. Lineage: Eukaryota; Metazoa; Chordata; Mammalia; Primates; Tarsiidae.